AUGUUGAAAAAGAAGUGGACAAUAUAUUUAUUAUUUUUAAUAAUACCAUCAUGCUGUUGCUUUUACGUACCUGGAGUAGCCCCAGUAGAAUUUAAAAAUGGUUCUAGAAUAGAAGUUAAAGCAGUUAAACUUACCAGUAUGAAAACUCAAUUACCUUAUGAAUAUUAUUCGCUUCCUUUUUGUUUACCAAAGAAUGGAACUCUAGUUUAUAAGUCUGAAAAUUUAGGUGAGGUUUUAAGGGGAGAUAGAAUCACAAAUACUCCAUAUGAAGUUUCAAUGGGUGAAAACAUCGAAUGUAGACUUCUUUGCCAUUCUCCUGGAAAACCGAUGAAUUGGAAUGCGGAUGAGUCUAUGAAUGUUAUAUCAAAGAUAAAACAUCAAUAUUAUGUUCAUUUAUUGGUGGACAAUUUACCUGUGGCAACUAGGGUUGUCGACCCCAAAACAUUAGAAGAAACUUUUAAAUUAGGUUAUAAACUUGGCGAAUAUUAUUACAAUAAUGCAUUUAUUUACAAUCAUUUAAAUAUUAUUUUGUAUUAUCAUGCAAAUUCUGAUGGUGAGCAUUUUCGUGUGGUCGGAUUUGAAGUUGAGCCUGUCAGUAUAGAUUUAUUUGAAUAUACAUUUAACAAAAAUAAAUGUUCUUUACCACAAAAUGUAAAAAUAAAACCACAGUCGGUUAUGGCAAAAGGUACUGCAUUAUAUUUUACAUAUUCUGUUAAAUGGAAAAAAUCUGAUGUCGAAUGGGCUUCCAGAUGGGAUAUUUAUUUAACAAUGAAAGAUGUAGAUAUCCAUUGGUUUUCUAUAUUGAAUUCUCUCGUAGUUGUUUGCUUUUUAUCUGGAAUUUUAACAAUGAUAAUAAUUAGAACUCUAAGAAAGGAUAUAGCUCGUUAUAAUGCUGAUGACGGUCCUGACGAAGCUAUCGAAGAAACAGGUUGGAAAUUAGUACACGGUGAUGUAUUUAGACCCCCUAAAUAUCCAAGAUUGUUUGCGGCGGUUGUAGGAACUGGAGUUCAAAUAUUCGUUAUGUGUUUUAUAACAUUAUUUUUUGCCAUGUUGGGUAUGUUGUCACCUGCUUCCAGGGGAGCUUUAAUGACCGCAGCCAUUUCCUUGUACGUUUGCUUGGGAGUAGUUGCAGGAUAUUACUCUGCAAGAAUUUACAAAACUUUAAAAGGACGUGACUGGAAACGUGCUGCAUUUUUAACGGCGACAUUGUAUCCUAGUAUAAUUUUCGGAACGUGUUUUUUCCUUAAUUUUUUCAUUUGGGGAAAACAUUCAUCGGGUGCCGUUCCGUUCACAACAAUGAUCUCACUUUUGUGUCUUUGGUUCGGCAUAUCAUUGCCAUUAGUUUACGUUGGCAGUUAUUUCGGCUACCGUAAAAUUUCUUAUCAGCAUCCUGUUCGAACGAAUCAAAUUCCACGACAGAUACCUGAUCAACCGUGGUACAUGCAUCCCGUGUUAUCAACACUAAUGGCAGGAAUCCUUCCGUUCGGUGCCGUUUUUAUAGAAUUAUUUUUCGUAUUGACUGCCAUAUGGAAAAAUCAAUUUUAUUAUUUAUUCGGAUUUUUAUUUUUGGUUACAUUGAUAUUAGUUAUUUCUUGCUCACAAAUCUCAAUCGUUAUGACGUAUUUUCAAUUGUGCGGAGAAGAUUACCAUUGGUGGUGGAGAAGUCUUUUCGUGUCGGGUAGUUCGGCUUUUUACGUUUUGGCAUAUUCUAUAUUUUAUUUUUCAAACAAUUUAGAAAUAACGGAAUUUAUUCCCACUCUAUUAUAUUACGGUUACACAUUUCUAAUGGUUUUAACAUUUUGGCUUCUCACGGGUACGAUUGGAUUUUUCGCGGCUUAUACUUUCAUUAAAAAAAUUUACAGCGCCGUUAAAAUUGAUUAA
Molecule: messenger RNA, 1881 nt
Organism: Pediculus humanus corporis (human body louse)
Lineage: Eukaryota; Metazoa; Arthropoda; Insecta; Psocodea; Pediculidae
Exons: 10
Coding region: 1-1881 (626 amino acids)
Biological process (GO): protein localization to membrane
Cellular component (GO): membrane
Source: RefSeq, a predicted model, not a curated record